AUGGCAGCACGAAGACAUUCGAACAUUGAUUUAUGGAUCAACACUGACAUGUCUCGACCUGAUCAGGAUGUUCACACCGUUUCAAUCGACACUAUUUUCCGACGUUUUCAUUCCAAUCAGCGUUACGGAUUAUCGGCUGCCUUUGUGAAUGAUGCUCAACUGCAUUAUGGUACCAAUCAAAUUACUCCACCACAAUCACAAAAUUACUUUUGCCUAUUAUUUCAACAACUGUUCAUGGGUUUCAACUCCAUUCUCUGGUUUGGUGGCAUUCUUGCUUUCAUUGCCUAUCAACCACUCGGUGGAUCCAAUCCAUCGAUUACAAAUCUAGGACUUGGCAUUGUACUUUUCCUAGUCAUCAUCUGCAAUGCGUCUCUCAAUGUUUAUCAAAAACUCAAAUCAAUCAAGGUCAUUGCAUCCUUUUCAAAACUUCUACCAACUGCUGCUACUGUUCGCCGAGAUGGUGUGGAACAACAGAUUCCUGUCAACGAACUCGUUCCAGGUGACAUCAUUCUCAUACACAUGGGUGACGUGCUGCAAGCUGACUGUCGCUUUCUCACUUGUGAAGGACUCAAGAUCAAUUCAGCAGAACUCACCGGCGAAACGAAACCAAUCUCAGUCACAGUGCACUGCACUAGUCAAACUCUGAUGGAAUCAACUAACAUCGGCUUUUAUUCAUCGUUUGUAGAACAAGGAAUGGGGGAAGCUAUCGUGGUUGCAACUGGUGACAAUACUGUACUAGGCAAGAUGUCAAAAACAACAACGCAAGAUAGUUCAAGUGAUGAAACUACUAAUCUUCAUCGUGAGGUGAAUCGAUUUGUAGUGUUUGUUCUUGUGGCUGACAUCUUGAGUAUCAUCGUUCUGUGGAUCACUUGGUCAGGCUGGCUAAACUAUUAUCAUCCAAUUUUUAUCACUUUUACUGGAAAUAUUCUGAAUUCCAUUGGGAUGAUUGUUAGUUUCUUACCAGUCGGUUUGCCAUCAGCUAUCACUCUUGUAUUGGCAAUAGUGGCUAAACGAAUGACUGAGCAACGCAUAUUAGGCAAAAGUUUACAGAUCGUCGAAAGUUUUAAUUCUGUCUCAGUAAUCACUACUGAUAAAACAGGUACAUUGACAAGAAACAAAUUGGUGGUCAGCGAGAUUUUUUGGGACACCAGCUGCGAAUACAUAAUCAUAGGAAAUGAAGAAGGAAAGUCAGCCACCAAUGUGAGAAAAUCACACACGCUCCGUCGACUAUCUGUUGGAUCCCUUCCUGAGCAUCCUCAUCCUACAGCCAAGGUAUCUCCAGCCGUUCAAAGAUCACCAGUUGUCGUCGAGAGCGUGGAAGAUCCAACACGAGUGGAAGUGUUUGAUGAUCUGCUUCUUGGUGCUGCGUUGUGCAACAACGCAAAAAUACGAAUCGUCAAAGACGCGCCGCAUAAACAAAGCAUUACAAAAAUCAAUGCAGAAAUGCAUGUCGUCGGCGAUUCGGUCGACAUCGCUCUCUACAAUCUCUGCGUCUACGAAUAUCAAAUGCAGAUUGAUGAAAUACGCUGUCUCAAUCCACGCCACCGAACUCUACCGUUCAACUCAGCAAACAAGUUCAUGAUCACUGCCAAUCGUCUCGAAGCACACAAAAACAUCAUUCUCUUAACAAUGAAAGGAGCACCAGAAAUCAUCCUUCAUCGCUGCGUAUCGUACAAGACCAACGACGGACAAAUGUUACCACUCACCCCUGAAAUCAAAGACAAGUUCCUCCAUCGACAAGAAAUGUUAAGUAGAAAUGGUUAUCGUGUUAUUGCCAUGAGUCAACAGAAGAUGACACAGAUGCGAUAUGACCAACUCAUGCAGCAAUAUGAAGAGAGACAACGGUCUGGGGUUGUGUUCAACCAAGAUCUGAAUGGAUUUCCAGCAGAUAGCUAUUGUUUUAUUGGUUUCUUUUCAUUGUUUGAUUCACCUCGAUUCGAUGUGCCAGACUCGAUACUCAAGAUUCGUCAAGCACACAUUCGCAUAGCUAUAAUCACUGGUGAUCAUCCAGGUACAGCAACAGCUAUUGCUCGACAGGUGAACAUCUUCUCAGAAGACAUCUCGAAGAGAAAUGGCAUCGAUACAUUCCAAAUCGAAGAGAACGACAACAAUCAUUCGGUGUUCCGAUUGUAUCGCAAUGAAGCCUUAUUGAAAGAGCACAUGAUUGGUGUUAUCACACCAUUUCGUUUCGGAAGCAAGGCAACAAAAGCGAUCGAGAAACACAGUCGGAAAAACGACUUUAUGAAAGAAGAAUCGUUGUAUAAACAGUGGUUUUCGUCAUGCAAAGCACAAUUCACUGAGCCGACACCAAUCUUUUACAAGCAGAAAGAGAAAGAGAAGAUGCCAUAUGCAGUCGUGGUAACUGGCUCACAAAUCACUUAUAUGGAUGAUUUCAUGUGGAACUGGGUGUUGUCCCAUCAAGAACUGAUCUUUGCUCGAACGUCACCGGAACAAAAGCUGCGCAUCAUUAUGGAGUUCCAACGACGAGGAGAAAUCGUAGCAGCGAUUGGCGAUGGAACGAACGAUGCGCCAUCACUCAAAUAUGCUGAUCUUGGUAUUGCCAUGCAAACGGGCACAAGUGUGUCGAAAGAAGCCAGUGACAUGAUUCUGCUCGACAAUCACUUUUCAUCGAUCAUCUCAGCUAUCGAGACAGGCCGACUUCUUGCUGAUAACUUGAAGAAAGUAGUCAUUUACUUGUUACCUGCAGGUUCUUGGUCAGAGUUUUGGCCAAUCAUGUUCAACAUGUGGUUUGGUGUUCCUCUAUCACUCUCGGCAUUCUUAGCAACAAUUCUUUGUGUACUCAAUGAUGUGAGUAUAUCAUUGGCCAUGGCUUCUGAGAAGCCAGAAACUGAGAUUUUGACACGACCACCAUCGAACCGAAAGAAGGAUCACUUGCUGAAUAUGAAGCUACUUUUUCAUGCUUAUAUGCUCAUUGGUAAUCUGGAGUGUUUCACGGCAUUCUUCUGUUUUUGUUACUAUUGGGUUGACAACGGUAUAUCGUUCUAUUCGCUUAUGUUUUCCUACGAGAAUUUCGGUGUCAGUAAUCCAGCAGGCUACAAUUCACGUCAGCUGGAUCAGAUGAUCAAUAUUUCUCAAUCAGUCUAUUAUUGUUCACUGUGCAUAUUCCAAAUCUUUAACUUCUUUGCCACACGAACAAGAUAUGCAUCCAUUUUCCAGCACAAUCCAUUUUGGGGUCAAAAUCGAAACUGGUUUGGAUUAGUUGCCAUCCUAGUAUCAGUUAGUUUUGUUUUACUUCUGACUCAAGCGACCUGGUUCAAUGAUAUAUUUGGUACAGCACCUGUACCUGCAAAGUAUGUGACCCCUACUAUCGGUUUUGGAAUAGUUUGGCUGGUGAUUGAUGAAGUUCGAAAGCUUUGUGUUCGUCGAUAUCCUGGAAGUAUCAUUGCGAGAAUGGCAUGGUAA
Messenger RNA from Adineta ricciae, 3423 nucleotides. The record is from the annotation of a GenBank genome assembly. NCBI's taxonomy places the organism in Eukaryota, Metazoa, Rotifera, Eurotatoria, Adinetida, Adinetidae.